AACGAUGAUAUAGCCAUAAUUUAAUUAAAAAGAAAAAAAAAAUCGUUCCAACCUCCAAAGAGUUGGGAUGGGACCAUGGGAGGGUCGGGAGUGAUGGGUUGGAGAAAUUGAGGUUGAAGCCUUAUUCCUUUCUCUUGUUUUCUCCGAUGUUCUUCUCUAUACGUCCCAAGUCCAAGUCUUUUCCAUUACUUCACCAUUUCACUUUCAGAUGGUUCUCUACCCCAACCGCCAUAGCUCCUUCGGAGGACUAUCUCCCUACCUUCUUCCGUUCCACCUUCAACUUCAACGACACCGAUUACGAGCUCGCUUUGGUCUCAGCCCUCAAGGCUUGCUCCUCCAUCUCCGCCGUCUUCCAAGGUCAGCAAAUCCAUUCUCGUGUUCUUAAGUCUGGACUCGGUUUCAACUCCUUUAUUACUAAUAGUUUGAUCAGUAUGUAUGCCAAAUGUGGGUUCAUUGCGGAUGCUCGUUCCUUGUUUGAUUCUUCUCCUACAUUGGAUACUGUCUCUUGUAAUAUAAUGAUUUCUGGGUAUGUUAAAUCUGGCCACUUGGACGAUGCCCGCCAUGUUUUUGAUAUUAUGCCUCACAAGGGUUGUAUCUCCUACACAACCAUGAUCAUGGGUCUUACUCGAAAUGACUGCCGGGCUGAAGCUAUUGAAGUUUUCAAGGACAUGAAGUCCGCUGGUGUUGUCCCAAAUGAUGUGACUAUGGUGAGUGUUCUCUCAGCAUGCUCCCAUAUGGGUGGGAUUUGGGAUUGUCGAAUGAUCCAUGCACUGCUAAUCAAACUGCACCUACUUGGGUCUGUAUUUGUUUCGACAAAUUUGUUGAACUUUUAUUGUGCUUGUUCGAGUGUUGGGGAUGCAAGAAGUUUGUUUGAUGAAAUGUCUGAGCCUAAUAUAGUUUCUUGGAAUGUAAUGCUAAAUGGGUAUUCAAAAGCAGGACUUGUUGAUCUAGCCAGAGAAUUGUUUGAGAAAGUUCCUGAUAAAGAUGUUGUGUCUUGGGGAACGAUGAUUGAUGGUUUUGUGCAAGUAGAAAGGUUGAGUGAAGCUCUAAUGAUGUGCCGUGCAAUGCUUCGUACUGGAUUACGAGCUAAUGAUGUUAUGAUUGUUGACUUAGUUUCAGCUUGCGGGCGAUUUACAGCAAUUUAUGAAGGUCUGGUUUUUCAUGGCAUGAUUGUGAAGGAAGGUCUUGAUUGUUAUGACUUUAUUCAGGCAACUAUAAUAAACUUUUAUUCAGCUUGUGGCAGAACAAGCCUUGCACGUUUGCAGUUAGAAAUCGGCAUCACAGAUCAUGUCCCGUCUUGGAACGCUCUCGUUGCAGGGCACAUAAAAAAUAGAAAGAUUGACCAGGCAAGGCGAUUAUUCGAUGAGAUGCCCAAAAGAGAUGUUUUCUCGUGGAGUGCCAUGAUUUCUGGUUACACACAGAAUGAGCAGCCUGAUUUGGCUUUAGAACUCUUUCAUGGAAUGAUAGACAGUGGGAUCCAAGCAAAUGAAAUUACAAUGGUGAGUGUGUUGUCUGCAAUAGCUAGUUUAGGCUCAUUGAAAGAAGGAAGAUAUGCGCAUGACUACAUACGUAGUAACUCAAUCCCUCUUAAUGAAAACUUAAGUGCAGCCCUAGUUGACAUGUAUGCCAAGUGUGGGAGUAUAAACACUGCCUUAGAAAUGUUUCAUCAAAUCCGUGACAGAGUUUCCACUGUCUCACCUUGGAAUGCCAUUAUAUGUGGACUUGCCAUGCACGGGCACGCAACAUUAUCUCUUGAAAUAUUUUCAGACUUGCAGAGGCGCAAUAUCAAACUCAAUUCUAUCACAUUCAUUGGAGUCUUGAGUGCCUGCUGCCAUGCUGGGUUGGUGGAGGCCGGAGAGAGACAUUUCAAGAGCAUGAAGAAUGUUUACAACAUAGAACCUGAUAUCAAGCAUUAUGGCUGUAUGGUGGAUCUUCUAGGCAGAGCUGGUAGAUUGGAAGAAGCUGAAGAUUUGAUCAAGAGUAUGCCUAUGGAGGCAGAUAUUGUAAUAUGGGGCACAUUAUUGGCUGCAUGCCGAACUCACAAAAAUGUCAAAAUAGGGGAAAUGGCUGAAGAAAAUUUAGCUAGGUUAGAACCAUCUCAUGGAGCAAGUAGAGUUCUCUUGUCUAACUUGUAUGCAGAUGCAGGGAGAUGGGAUGAAGCAUUUUCAGUAAGAAAAGAUAUACAGGUUCUAAGAAUGACAAGAUCUCCAGGUUAUAGCGGUGUUGUAUGAAUUAUGAUACACAAGUGAAAUGCUUGAAUAGUUUUGUUCAGUAGGAAGAGUGACUAUCAAAAUAUACUUUCUCUAUUGGCCUGUUCUAC
Messenger RNA from Cannabis sativa, 2320 nucleotides. RefSeq names its product pentatricopeptide repeat-containing protein At5g19020, mitochondrial. Gene Ontology annotation, molecular function: protein binding; RNA binding. The record is from RefSeq and is a predicted model, not a curated record. Gene Ontology annotation, biological process: RNA modification. The transcript has a single exon. The coding region runs from base 147 to 2231 and encodes 694 amino acids. Lineage: Eukaryota; Viridiplantae; Streptophyta; Magnoliopsida; Rosales; Cannabaceae.